Plenodomus lingam JN3 is the source of this 1110-nucleotide messenger RNA. The record is from RefSeq and is a predicted model, not a curated record. Lineage: Eukaryota; Fungi; Ascomycota; Dothideomycetes; Pleosporales; Leptosphaeriaceae.
AUGUCGUCGCUCAAAAGUUUCAAUUUGAACGAUCAUCGUUCUACCAUCGCUCUUGUUACCUCUUUCCUGAUCCUACACACUUUACCACUAAGAAAUUCGUCCCAAUGGCCUUUGUACCACCUCAGCACUGGAAUUUUACGAGCGGCACAGAGAUGCAUCUAUUUGGUAAUAUUUGCGAAACUCGUCAAAGCCCUGAAUGGAUGGAUAUCGCACCGAAGCUACAACAAUUUCAUCGAUGAUCCAUCUUGGAAUUGGCCCAAUGAGCUCGCAAUCGUCACUGGAGGUUCCAGUGGCAUAGGUGCGGAAAUCGUCUGCGGCCUUGCAAAGCAUCAAAUUCGCACAAUUAUACUAGAUAUCAACCCGCCUUCCACAAAACUAGGUAACACAAGUCUCCUUCGCUAUACAUAUCCUGCCAUCUACCUUGUACCGCGAACAAGAUACAAAGCUAACCAAAGACCAGGCAACGGCGUCACAUUCCACCAAGUCGACCUCUCCUCCCCCACCGCAAUCUCCACCGCCGCAACAUCCAUCAAAGCCUCCCACGGUCACCCCUCCAUCCUCAUCAACAACGCCGGCACCGGCACCGCCCAAACCAUCCUCAGCGAAUCCGAGUCUGAACGCCGUCGGGUCUUUGAAGUCAACGCACUAUGUCACUUUACUCUUGUUCGAGAAUUUCUCCCCGCGAUGAUUGAGAAAGAUCACGGCCACGUCAUGACGAUAGCAAGUACGGGUAGUUUCUACGCUCAGGCGCAGAAUGUGGCGUAUGCGGCUUCAAAGGCGGCGGCUAUGGCGUUUCAUGAGGGGUUGGGACAGGAGCUUCGGACGCGGUUUCAUGCGCGUAGAGUUCGUACCUCUAUCAUCUACCCCGACUUCGUCCGUACCCCCCUCGUCGAAGCCCUCACAAGCAAAGUUACGAAAUUCCCUCUUGCGGUAAUGGAGCCCAGUGAGGUGGCAGCUGAGGCCGUGGAUGCUAUUACUUCGACAUACGGCCACGUGAUCGUGCUGCCUAGGAGUUUGGGCUAUCUUGCUCUGUUGAGGGGCCUUCCACCUUGGGUAUUGAGGAUCGUUCAGACAGUUGAUCCUGAUCCGUUGGCGCUUGUUAACGAGUAG